Centruroides sculpturatus (bark scorpion) is the source of this 2763-nucleotide messenger RNA. RefSeq names its product integrator complex subunit 14-like (gene IntS14). Gene Ontology annotation, biological process: snRNA 3'-end processing. Bases 145 to 1668 code for a protein of 507 amino acids. The record is from RefSeq and is a predicted model, not a curated record. NCBI's taxonomy places the organism in Eukaryota, Metazoa, Arthropoda, Arachnida, Scorpiones, Buthidae. The transcript has 9 exons. Gene Ontology annotation, cellular component: integrator complex.
GGGAGCCUCUCUCAGUCGCUAGACGUUCGUGUUAGGUUCUAUUACGUUAGUUUUCAAACGGGCUGGCCAGGGGGCGACGAACGUGGUCGUUCGACGGAGAAGUUUGUUGUCUCGUCCAUUCGCAGACUGUAAAAGUAAAAGAAAAUGCCGACCGUGUUUCUUUUGGACGUCUCUCUCUCCAUGACCAGGCCGAUUACCGUGCCGGACAGCACCGAGCCCUAUCAGCUGCGUCACUUGGCCAUCCACGGAUUGAACUUCAUGAUAGAUUACAUGAGUACGAACACGAAAUUGGAAUUUUCGGCUUUGAUGGUCUUUUCAUCACUCUGGGAAUUAGUUGUGCAGUUUACUAGAGAUUUUGAGAAUUUAAAGACUGAAUUAAUGAAAGUGGAUUGUUAUGACAAAACAGAUAUAGUAAGAGCAUUAAUUGGAGUUAGAGACAUAAUUUUAGAGGAAUGGGGUGCGACUAUGCCUUGUCAGGUAAUAUUAAUAACAGAUGGCAAUGUAGGGAUUGGUACCACUUCGCUUAAAUAUGCAUUGGAAAAGUAUUACAGCAAAGACAUCGAAAGCCAGGAUAAACUGUUGCCUUUACCAUUUCCAUUUCCGUGUAAACUGCACGUUGUGUGUAUCUCUGAUGUCGUUCACCAACAUACCAUAUCAUUUUAUCAGAAACUUAUUGAUAUUGGCGGAGGAGGAGGACAAGUAUUUGUUCCAGAGGGUCAGCUUAGUUUUAAAUCUGUUCAGCAAGUAUUUCACAAACUAACAGAAAUGUAUUAUAAACCGUUCCAAGGAAACCUUUAUUGUGGAAAUCUCAAAUCGCUCGUAUCCUUGUCGCCCGCUCCGGAAAGCUACAGUAAGGCGCGGGAUUUCGAAUGGAUAAAAACGGAAGUUUUCACCGAUAUCGUCAUAUGCGGUUUCUUGGAUAUCGCCGACGUUGCUAGUCCACCAGUUCUUUCUAGACAUUUGGUAUUACCAAUACCACCUGCUAAAGAAGAAACGAAGUUAACUGUUAAACCAGAAAUCGAAUCGGGACUAGAAGAUGAAUCAAUGUCUAAUGAUGAAGGAAAACAACCUUCUUUCUGUGUUUUGCUUCAUGGAAGUUUAAAAGUUGAAAGUAUGGUAGCAUUAUGCCAAUUAAGGGCAGAUUGGUAUGGAAUGUUAUAUUCUUGGGCAGACAGCAAGAAAAAGUCAAAUUUAAUGUUGUCGACAUUCGAACCAGGUCUAGACGUCAUUCCCUGGCUGGGAAAUAUUCAGAAUCUCGGACCGAUAAGUCUGGCCAAUCAAAACGGAGACGAAAUUAUUUCUCUUCCUCUUAAACCUUCGGAAAAGAGAAGUUACGCGCAGAAUUGCGUGGUUUGGAUCAAACAAACGGGUCUUCAGGCGGACAUCCAGAAAAUAUUAAGACACGCCAGAAAAUUGCCGGAGAAAACUCAGAAUUUCUACAAGGAAUUGAACAGACUCCGAAGAGCGGCGCUGUCUUUCGGUUUCUACGAGCUGCUGGAGGGGAUGGCCACCAUCCUGGACCGGGAGUGCACCCUGCUGCCCGGUUCGGCCCACCCGGACGCCGCCCUGCAACUGACCCACGCCGCCACCAAUCUGAGAGGACUGGCGGGAAGAGACUACGGCGUGCCCAUCGUGCCCAUGAGGACCAAGUUCAGCAUCGACAACUGACCUUCCUCCGUAAAUACCGGCGCUUUUUAAUUAAUAAACCUUUUAUUUAAUUAAAACUAACAUUUUCUUCCGUUGUAAUAACAAUACGGUAUUUAGUCUUUACCCUUUGCCGAGGUGUAGCGCGUCGGACUUGGUCUUCCGCUUAAACCCAAGUAAGUUUUAGUUGUUUUUUCCGAUCGGGACGUCGGACGUUAACGGAUUUCCGCGACAUUAACGAUUUGGGACGAAAAAGACGUUGUUCCGACUCGUAGCGAUGCGCGAAGGCGGAAAUAUUUAAGAAAGGAACGAUAGGCUUUCCGGUUCGCCCGCGCGGGUCGACUAAAUUCUUAAAUCGUAAUCGUUUUAACAUUUAACCCACCUUCCGGUAAACGCGAUCCACCCGUACCGGGCAAAACGUAUUUAUCUUUUAAGAAUCGAGCGCCGGCAUCUACAUUCGCAUUACGGCGCCCGUAGCCGGAACCGCUUUUAUGGUAUUUUCCGGCUUUAUUGGUUAAAAAUGCAAACGAGUUACAUUUAUUGACAGACGCCUUACUUACGAACGAAUGAUUUCUUCGUAAGAAAAAUACGAUAACGUUUAGAACGGAAUGCCGUAAGAUCGUGAAUUAUCACUAAAGUGAAAUAUAAGGCCGCUUAUAAGUCCAUAUUUUCUCGCCCUAAAAAUACUUCUGGAAGUCUUUUCUGUCUACCAACUUCUACAAUUCCAAAGUUACCUCGGAUCCGAAAACCAGAAAUCGUAAUUGGGCGAAACUUCCGUUAACGGACACUCCGGCAUUUUUACAAUCUCGUAUUAUAUUUACUUGUAAAUAGCGGACACUUUAAAUAACCGACCCCGUCGUCCGUAACCCGCCUUCGAUAUUCCGAAAGAGCGAAUUACGUAAGAAAUAUUUCGAAACUAAAAGAAUCUGUUCGAGUACUCUUUCGGAAGACGAAUUUCGAUGGUAGAUGUUGGUUACAACGACGCUAAACGAAGAUUUCGACCCGGUGGUUCGUCCGGAAACCGUCCGCCGUGUCGGUUGCGGAGCGAGAGUAGCCGGAAGAAAGCCGUAUACUGUAUAAGCAAGAUGAAUCGAAUGGAAGAUCGUAUAAAUAAAGAUA